Molecule: messenger RNA, 2453 nt
Organism: Cylas formicarius (sweet potato weevil)
Lineage: Eukaryota; Metazoa; Arthropoda; Insecta; Coleoptera; Brentidae
Gene: Egm
Product: complex I assembly factor ACAD9, mitochondrial
Exons: 8
Coding region: 312-2231 (639 amino acids)
Molecular function (GO): acyl-CoA dehydrogenase activity; flavin adenine dinucleotide binding
Source: RefSeq, a predicted model, not a curated record
UACCGCCGGUGACACUAAUCGUUUGAACGACAGGAUUCCUUUGCUUGGACAAACAAACAUUUCCUGGGGUCUGAUGCCGAACGCAUUUUCUGCUAACAGGACUCUGAUCGUAAAGGUAGUGGUUGUGCUCUCUUCAGUGCUCGUGCUCGCGGUGGUCGUUGUAUUUUUAGCGUUUUUCACACGCAAAAAGCAGGACGAUUGAAGUUGUCAAUCGUCAUCGCGACCGACCCGAAAUGCAACUGUGGUUUUGAGGUUAUGUUCGGGGCCCUGCAAUUUAUUAUUUUUACAUAUUUAUAAUUCGAACGCUGACAAUGAUUAAGGUACGCGCGACUAAGCAACUUUUAAGCCGUAAUUUGCUAAAAAAAUGCGGACAGUGUUUGUCUUCGACGGCCGUCGAACCGGCGAGGGAUGCCGAGCACGACAAAGAGUAUCAGAAACAGUUAAAAGCCUUCGAAACGUUAAGGCACGUGACUAGGAAGACGCGCGAGAAAAAACCGCAAAGGCCGCCGUUCGUUAAAAAUCUGCUGUUGGGUGUUUUCGAUACCGAGGUAUUAACGUAUCCCCAACUAGACAGGAUGGACGAGGUACGGGAUUUGGAAAACGACGCUGUUCAGUUGCGAAAGUUGUUGGGACGACCUCACAUGAAAACGGUCCGGGCUAUGUCGGACAAACAUUUCAGACAGAACUUGUCCGAUCAUCGUGCCAUUGGUUUGCAAGCCCCACAGUUAAUGGACGGCCGGGAAACCAACAUGAUGGAAAGCAUGAGAUUCUUGGAAUCAUUAUCGGACCACGGCUUGAGAGAUAGCCUCAUUUAUAAUGAACAGCUGAGUGUGCAAUCUUUGGUUAAGUUUGCAAAUGAUGAUUUGAAGAAAAAGUAUUUGCAUCCCAUGAUAACGGGCGAGAAGUUGGGAAGCUUUUGUUUGUUGGAGCAAAGAGUCGGUGAUAUUAAUUCUUUUGAAACUCGUGCGGAAGCUGCGGCUGAUCAAAAGAAUUGGGUUUUAAAUGGAUCCAAAAGCUGGGUAGUCAACGGACUCUCUGCAGAUUAUUACAUAGUAGUAGCUGUUACUGAUGUCAUACAGCGGGACACAGUGAAGCAAGUGAGGCUAUCAUUGUUUUUGGUGGAUAAACAUUCUCCGGGAGUUGCAUGGGAAAAACUUGAAUCAUCCGACACAGAACUGACCACCGUUACCUUGGAGAAUGUUCUUGUUCCCGCAGAAAAUGUUAUCGGUGAGCUGCACGAAGGUGAAUCCAUGUUGAAAUCCCUAAUAACCGAGUUCAGGUUGAGUUGCGGACCUAUCUCUAUCGCCCUAACCAAGCGCAUGCUCGGUAAGCUACACGAUGCGAUUGUGGAGCAAGUAACGGACGCGAACCCUCUCCACGAAACCGAGGCUGUGCGUUCUCGAAUAGGGGAGUUAACCAUCAAUCUGUACGGCAUGGAAAGCGUGACAUACCUCACUGCCGGGUUGAUGGAUUGGUAUGAAAACCAAGACUGUUUGGUCGAAAGCGCUAUAGUGAAGGCAUUUUGCUCGCAAGGCGCAUUCGACGCGUCCAACGCGUGCAUAGAGCUGAUGGGACUCCCCGCGGUGUCCAAGGACCAUUGGUGUCACGCUAUCCACGACGAAACGAUCAAAUAUCUGACGUUGCACGAGACUAACGACGCCCAAAAAUUAACGAUAGCGAUAGAGUGUUUCGCUCACGCGGGCAAAGCGCUGCAGGAGAAAAUAAAAAGACUGCGCAACCCCUACUUUAACUUGGGCUACAUGGUGGCGCACUCGUGGAGGAACCGUCGAAACGAGAACGACGAUCCCAAGCUCGAUCUCGGCCUCGUGCAGUACAUCCAUCCCAGCCUGGACGGCCCCUCGAAAUUCUUGGAGUAUUGCGUAAAACGUAUCGAGUUCGCGACCGAAGUGUUGCUGAGUCAGCACGGCUUAGACAUAGUCAAUCAGCACCUGCGGCUACGGCGGAUAGCCGAUUGCCUUAUUGACGUUUACGUCGCGACCGCGUGUCUAGGUAGGGCUUCGAGGGCUUACUGCAUCGGUCUGCAGCACGCCGAUGUGGAGAUGACCAUGGCGUCGGCCUUCUGCGUGAUGGCCAAGGACCGCGUCUCCCAACGCAUUACGGAGAUAUUUCGCGGACGGGGUUCCAUCGACGAAAACUACAACGUCAUAGGCAAGACGUUCUUUACGUACAAGGGCUACUUUGCCGCCCACCCGCUGACCAGGAACUUUUAGUUGAUGCGUUUAGGCACGUAAAUGUAAAUAAAAAGCGUUCACUUCUGCCGAAAGGUCGAUGUUAAUGUAGCGAUGCGGUAGUUCGAAUGACUCUCACGAAUACAAGACCAGAGGAACGUUUCUUAUUGUCUUUUGUGGACUCAGUGGUAUCAAGGUUAUAAUUGUUAUAAUCUACCGGUAUACAAGUUUUGUAAAUAAAAAGCAUUCAUCUCUAUACCAUGA